GAUCUUGGUGAAAGAAAACGAUAAAAAUGUCGAGUAGCAAGUGUGUGAAACAACCGCGUAAAGCGUAUGCGAAGGAGCAGCACGAAAUGAGCCAUUCGGAGAAGUUAAGACUAAUCGAUGACGAGUUAAAUUCAUUUUACAAAUAUUGUCAGCAAGCUGGUUUUACCGAGGAAGAAAUGGAUAUAAUUUGUCAACCAUUGGUAGCGGCAAUGCGCCGUUCAUGGUUGCAACUCGUUUUUCGUGGUACUUUGAUACUCGUUGUGCUUGGUACAUUGGCUUGUCUGGCGGCCCAACUUGAUUUCGUUGGGACUCAUUUUACUGCUCUUAGCCGUUUAUUAUUGAUCAAAGUAUUACCAAUAUGGAACUGGCAACCUCUUUAUUACGAAAAUUGCAUGAUUAAUAAUCCCUUUUACAAUGAUUAUACGAUUACGGAGGAAGAUUGCGUGACUUGCGAAGCACUUGAAACGAUUGAUCGUUUAUCGGACGUAAGAUAUCGCAGCCUCGUUGAUAAUUAUCUUAGUCGUGAUGCACCAGCUAUCAUCACCGAUGCAAUGGACACAUGGGCGGUUAUGAAUACGGAUUACUUUUGGUUCGAUAAUAUAACUCACCUUUACUUGGAGAACGAACGUUUGAUGGAAACGGUCCCAUGUGCUCUCACGUCUAAUUUACGAACCGGUUCGUCCGAUUUAGCGGCUUUUUUACGUCGAGUACACUCGCCCGAAGUUGCCAAAUGGUUUGUUCAUUGGCAAAAUUGUGACAUAAAUGCCGUCAAAGUAUUAAGAAAAUAUUAUCAGAGACCUUACUUCCUAUCGAGCACGGUCUCCCCGGCACACUUCAAUUGGGUUCUCAUGUCCUCAGAUUAUAACAGUCCUAGUUAUAAAAAAGUCGAAUUAGAUUCUGGCUUGAUAGCUUUGGCACAGCUUCGUGGUGCCACCCAAUUGCGAUUAACACCUAUCAAUCCGUGCAAUAGUUCUUGUCCUGAACUUAUUGCUGAUUUACAUCAAGGAGAGAUGCUUGUAUUUACCAACCUGAUGUGGACUUUGGAAUAUGCACCAAUGCGUGGAUUGGAUAACAUCGCUAUCCUUACGGAAACCGUUUGGGAAGAAGACAGUUAAAUCGUAAAAUCGUUACUUUUCAAUUAAUAUAACGAUCGUGGUUUCUUGAUCUUGAAACUUUUUCAAGAGCUUUCCCAUCUUUAAUACAUGUAUCGAUAUAAACGUAUUAAAUAGGACGUAUUCCAUCGAUCGUGUAUACGUUUGUUUCAUUGAUAUGUAUAUUUCAAUGAAGAAAAAAAAAAAAAAAAAAUAUAAUAAAAAAUAUCGCCAACUUUGACAAUUCGUAUACAUACUGUAACGUCGAGAGAAAUACU
This is a messenger RNA of Vespa mandarinia (Asian giant hornet), 1369 nucleotides long. RefSeq lists its product as uncharacterized. NCBI's taxonomy places the organism in Eukaryota, Metazoa, Arthropoda, Insecta, Hymenoptera, Vespidae. The record is from RefSeq and is a predicted model, not a curated record.